Molecule: messenger RNA, 15583 nt
Organism: Aphanomyces astaci
Lineage: Eukaryota; Oomycota; Saprolegniomycetes; Saprolegniales; Verrucalvaceae
Exons: 35
Coding region: 14-15073 (5019 amino acids)
Molecular function (GO): calcium ion binding
Source: RefSeq, a predicted model, not a curated record
GUGGGAAUUCGUCAUGACGAGUCCGCCACCGGUGCUCAAGGAGGGAUACCUGACCAAGCGGAGCAAAGAUGCGGCGUUGGUGACCAACUGGCGGAAGCGGUACUUCCGCCUCGUGCCGGGCGAGCUAUUGUACUUUGAGUCCAAGGAGGAUCUGGAGCCUCGACGACGGAUUCAGCUGGGGCUGGACACGGUCGUGAGCUUGAACAACGACCAAGGGUACACGCUGUGCUUGUCCGUCAAGUCGUCCCCGACGUCCGAAGUCUUCUACGUGCAAGCCACGACUGAAGCGGAAAAGAAGGCGUGGGUUGACGCCUUGUUUGAUGCUGCGCGAUUCACAAAAGAUGUCGUGCGCAAAGCGUCGUUGCUGGAACCACCGCCGCCGCCGCCGCCAUCGUCGCUCAAGUCGCGAGAACUGUCCCGACAAGGAUCGUCGGUUGUCCAAGGCGGGGUAUUGCUCAACAUCCGAGUCGUCCAAGCCAAGGGGCUGAUUGCGGCCGACACGUCCGGCACAAGUGACCCGUAUGUCGGGGUGACGCUACUGGACAAAAAUGCAUUCCCAAUCAAACACACGACGCAGAAAACCAACAUUAUCGACAAAGCGUUGGAUCCAGUGUGGAACUGUGACAUGCGAUUUGGCGACAAAUUGGAUUUGAAUACCGUCGGCGCGAUUCGCUUUGAAAUCAUCGACCACGACAACUUUACCAAAGACGACAACAUUGGCGUUGUCACCGUGCCCCUCGGCUGCUUCAAGAUGAACGUUGCAAGUGCCACGUCAUCGGAGACGAUUGACCAUUGGUUUCACAUUGACCCGCCGCUGACGGGGGCACGGCCGACCACAAACUUGAUCGCGUUUGGCCAAAACGAACGGCAAAUGGACGAGCGAGACCACGGCGAGCUGCACUUGAUCAUGAACCUCAAAGGCGCGGGGCUCCCCGACUUCUUCCGCAACUUGGAGCUGCGCGGCUCCAGCCCCACCAAGCACCAGCUCACGUCGUCGCUGGAUGAAACGGACAACCGCCUCGAAGUGACGGUAGUCGCAGCCAAGGACUUGGUGUACGUCGACCCGAAGGACCCUACGGGUCAGCCCACAAACGCAGUGAACCCCAUGUGCGAAAUCACCCUCUUGGAUGCCAAGACGCACGCGGCCAUGAAAAACGAGCUCUUCCGCACCGUUGUGCAGUUCAAAACCAUCUGCCCCGUGUUCCCCGACGCCAACUUUGUGUGUGGCCGGGUGGCAGACAUUGACCGCGCGGGGUACGUCAAAGCAACACUGUAUCACGUGGAAAACGCCAAGCUGAGCGUCGCCCUGGGGUCGGUGGAAGUAGAUCUAAACACAGUCUCUGCAUUCAAGGUGGCCAACUGGUACCCGCUGUACUCGCACGCGUCGCCCCCGGCCAAAGUCGGAGAAGUGCGGUUGCAAUUGCUGCUCAUUGGAGAAACCCGAGGCGAAAAGGAACAGCGCGAGCAAAUCAAACGGGCCAUCAAUGCUGCAGCCAACGCCAAGUCGAUCGAACAGACAGAGUUGGAAAGCGCACAAUUCCUUAUGCUACAGUCCAUGCGAGACCUGGACGGCGCAAGGGUGUCGUGUGCCGAAGACGGAUACCAGAUCCGCCACCCCAAGUUUUACGGCGUCAACGGGUACCUCCACGCCGCCCAUUCGCAGCUGGUCAAGGCCAACACGCGACAUCAAACCCCCGAAGAUGUGUUUCAGAGUCGGGGGCAUAUUGAAGGCUACUCGUUGCUGGACGUGACUGUGGUUGGGGUCCACAACAUGCAGUUGGGGGAUCGCGUCAACAUGCCUGGGGUUGGCACGUACGCACGCAUUGACGUCGAGCCCACAGCGGCAGUCACCAAAGCCAAGCGUAUGUACAAACCGUACUUGGCACGCAAAGCUACAAAGACGCCAGCGAUCAAGCACAUGCAAUCCCAACGUGUGGUGCAGCACGACAGCGACGGACGUGAAAUCAACCUGAAUGUGGGGGCGGUGCGCCAUGCAAUCUGGGGCAAGACCCCCGUGGCGGGCGAAGUGUCGCCGAGCCGGCAGCGCAUCGGCCGCAACGAGUCGCGCAUGGAGCGCAGCCAAGUGAUGACGGAUGACCGGCCGUACCUGCGGGUGCGGGUUGUGUCUGGCCACAACUUUAUCGCAGGCGACUUGAACGGCUACAGCGAUCCGUACUGCACGCUGUUUCUGACCAACCCCCAAGACAUGCCAUACGAGCAGGAGAAGAAACGCACGGCGGUGGUGAGCAAGACGCUCAACCCAGUGUGGAAGCACGAGGACUUUACGUUUGGCUAUAACAUUGACUUGAACGACGCCAAGAGUCUCCUUGUGCAUGUCAAAGACCACAACAACAUUGGCAAGAGCACGCCGCUAGGACGGGUGGAAAUUCCUCUGCAAGAUCUGUGCCAAGGGUCGGCCACCACCACCUCGAUCAACUCGGUCGCAGUGACCAAGCGGUAUCCCAUCACCCCCGAGCCAUGGAUGAAAAAGCAAAACUUGCAUUUGGGGGAGUUGUGCCUUGAAACCGAAGUCAUGGGCAACGCGACCGUGCUCGCCAAGUUGCUCAUGCGUCAGAAUCAAAUGCUGACGAGCAUGACGUCGGCGUUGUCUGUGACGAGCGAGGGAAGCGUCGGUGCGGACGCGGUCCUGUCCAUGGAAGAAGACGAGUCCGUAUAUGAAGACGGUCAGAUCAUUCGGACCGUGUCGGUGGCUGGCAGCGAACCGCAAUGGACCACGGACCGAUUUCAACUGCAGCUGAGCUACAAAGGCCUCCUGGCGGAUAUUGGCCCCCCCGUCGUGUACCGGAACGAAGGCUUUCCGUACGACAUCCGGGUCACCGUCAUGUGCGGGCGGAACCUCAUCACAUGUGACCGCAACUCGGAAGCGGAUCCGUUCUUCACGGUCACGCCGGUGUGGGGCAGUGGCGACGUCUUGUUGGCCGCCAAACGGCAAAGCCUCACCGUGUAUGAGAGCCGCAACCCCGUGUGGCCGACACAAGAGUUUGUGUUUGGGUCCAACUUUGACGUAACUCAAAUGUCGCAUCUGUCGGUGCAUUUCUACGACCGCGACUGGGCCGAUUUGGACACGAGUGUGCUCAAGAAGCUCGGGAAUCCGAACGAAACGCACAACUCGGUGGUCGUGCCGAGGUCGCAGCUGCGCAAGGUCACCCCGUGGGGUGACGUCGACGCGGCCCCCAUCACGGACGUCCUCGAGUACGAUCAGAAGGUGCUGGCGUUCCGCAAAUGUGGCGCGGACGGCGGCAACUACUUUCCGGCCCGCGUCCGCCACUACACCCCGUUUCCAUCUGACAUGUACCUUGUGUUGUUUGAAGACAGCUUGGACUCGAUCUCUAAGAUACGAAAACUCAUGAGCUACGACGUGCAAGGCGAAAUCGCGUACGUCCGAGGCGACGGCACCGUGGACGUCAAGUUGGUGGCGGGCGGCAGAGGGGAGUACCUUUCCCGCGUCCCCAUCCGGACGUUGAAGCCCGUGAAAGCAUUCAAUGAUGCUGUGGACACGUCGGUCGUGCAUUCAGCUUCGACGACAACGGCGAGACACGACAAGUGGGAACAAGUGCAAUUGCAAGUGUUGUCGCUGACAGAGUUCCCACUGCCGAACCCGAGCGUCCGCCCCGCCGUGAUUGUGACCUUAGUUGCGUACUCGAUUGACCACGCCGGCGUCACGACCAACUCACGGGGGGAAAUUCUGGCCACGGCUGCGUCGAAUAUCCCCACCGACGAACAACCCAAGUCCCCCAAGUUUGGGGGCAAGUGGAGUAAAAAGGGCAAGACCCCCACGGCGACUACGUCCACGUGGACUUAUGUGGUUCCGGCUGGAAGCAAUAAUCCGGGCAGCAUCAGCCUCAGCAGCUCCGUGCCCCCUCUCGUGCUGGACAAGCCCUUCUUGGACAGGACGGUGGCGUUGGUUAUCCGGAUCGUUGACCAAGGCUCUGCGGACGUUCCUUCGCUGGACCAUCCAUGCUUGGGACUGGUCAAGAUUGACCUGGCCGCAUGUGACGAGGGCGUGGGCAACUGGCACUUAAAGAUCGUCCCCCCCGAGACCUCUCAGCCGUACAACAAGUAUUACGGUGCCAUCCACGUCCGCACCACCUGCGCGCCUCGCAUUGUCGACGACGAUGUGAUUCUGCCGGGGCUGACCCCCAAUACCUCGACUGCCUUGGUGAUUAAAGGCGUCGCGGAAUGGUACAAUGACGUCUUGCGAAAGGAAAGACAAAUGGCCGCGUUCAACUGGAAAGCGCUGUGGGUUCCAGAAACUGUGGUUGUGUACACAUACCUGGCUCGGCGCCAGGCGCUGCGGGGGGCCCUCACGGCCCGCCAGAACCGACAAAUCGAUAAUUUGGGCACUGCACUCAAUGCCAUCUACCGCCAUGUCCUGGGGGCAUUGCGGGAAAUCGCCCUCUUCGACGAGUUUGAAGGGCUCUCGCGCGACGACAUGCUCAAGUUCAACGCCGUCCACACGUUAAGCGCGCACCCUGACAGCGAGUGGCUGAACCGCCGCAUCAACGAAAUGAACGUGCAUGUCCGCAAGAAGAUCGUUGUGGACCUAGAAAUGCAGCUGCUGAUGAUCGCCGGUGUCCGAUCGCUGCCCGAGAUGCCACUCCCGGACGCCGACUUGGAUUCGUGGCUAGCAUUGCGCAAGGCCAGACAAGACGCCCUUGCACCAUUCAGUGACUUUUUACCUAUGGAGCGAGGGUUGCUGCUCAAGUACUCGGCGUGCUUCACGGGCGAAGGACUAGUGUCGUGGAUCCUUCGUCGCCCCAGCGUGCUAUGGCAAGACGAGUGGGUGCAGUUUGCCUGGAACGAGCUCAGCGACGACAACACUAAGUUGAAUUGGACCGACCCAGAACUGCUUCUGAACGCGGAGGCGAUGCAAGCGCCUGAGGGUCGCGAGCACGUCGUGGUGUGGCUCAAGGCGCUGUUCGACGUUGGCCUUGUCGAAAGCGUGAGCGAGAAGCGCGACUUUGCCGACAAAUCGGACCGAUUCUACCGCAUGCACAACCUCGAAUUCGAGCGACUGCACAUCCGCGCGGCGGACAGCACGGCGCCAUUGGAUUUGGUACGGGAGGUCGACUGCGAUACGAGCGAAGGCGAACUGUUUUGCAAGAAACUGACCAGCCACGCCGCGGGGUUCCUCGGAACGCUGAGCUCCGUGUCAAACAUGAUCGGUAGCGCUGUCGACGCCGUCGAGAGCCUCGGCCGAGUCAAAGUGCCCCACUUGACCGUCCCGAACGUGUCGACAUCGCUGCGACUGCCCCAAGAAACGCUAUGGCAGUGGCGGUACUGCAUCUUCCGUCCAGAUCACAAAUACCUGUACCUGUACGAGUCUGUUCAUACAACCAAUGCGACGGUGGUCAUCGACUUGUCCGGUACCAACACGAUCGUCACUUACGCCAACCCGACAGCCCACGGCCCCGACUGCUUUGAAAUUCGCCAGCCCGUUUUCUUGAUCCCCCAUCCGUCCACGAGCAAGUUGAUGCGCAUGACGGACGCCGACGUGGACGCGAGUUUUCUGGGCAAACUGCCCGACUUGAAGGCCAAGGUGGUGCUCAAAGCGCAGGAUUCCCAAGUAUGGAUGCAGGCCAUGCUCAUGGCGGGCGUCAAAGUGACGCUGGAGAAGCGCCAAAAGGUGCUCGUGUCCCGGCUCAACGCGGCAGUGUUACACUCGAAGUGCAUUGAGCAUUCUCUCAACUUUUCAUCGAGCGACCUCGAAGGGUCGUUCCAGCACUUGAUGAACCGCGUGUUUGGCCACGAUCAAGUCGCCCCCCGGAGCUCAGACCGCCGUGUCAAGGAGGUGCGCGCCCGCCUUCGCGCCGAGCUCAAGAAAGCAGGCGCCGAAGGACUGGCGAUUUCCGCCAAGUAUGCCCGAAGCAAUCGGUUUGAUCCUGGUCCUACCGACCCCCGCAAGUACACUCCAGGGUACGAGUAUGCGGCGCGCAUUGUGGCCAUCCGCACACCUUUUACCGACGCAACGUACCCCGUGAAGAAGCAGUUCUUGAUCGAUGCGGCGCCGCUUCGGUUGAAGGAUCUGCUUGAACGCUACAAGAUCACGACGCGGGCGUCGUGGUUGGAGCAGCCGAUUGCGAUCCGCGACUUGUUUUUGCUGUACGACGUCGAGUACAACAACAACAUGGAGACUGUGAUCGAGAAGGACAUGCUCCGCGAAGACUUCCGGACAAUGGACGGCGACUUGGACCCGGCAAAGGUUCGCGACAAGUGCCUGGACCUCAACUACACGUUCCGCCCCACCGACCUGGAGGGGUGCGUGAGCCAGUUCGCCGAGUGCACCAACGGUGAAACUCCCAUGGGCUGCUUCAAAAUCCAGCUACAGUCGCUGUCGGAACAGCGCGAGAUCGACUGGUGGUACAAAUUGGCCCCGGAGAGGGGGAUGCUACAGCGCCGGGAGCUCGGAAUGGUCCGCGUUCGGGUGGAAAUGAAAAAACAUGACAAGAAGACGUGUGUUGGGAGCACACCGCUGCCGCCGCCGUUGGCGCAGCAGGUGGAGCGGGCGAUUCAAAUGCAAAACAAGGCGAGCAGCGUCAACGAUUCCAACUGGUUCAAUCGGCUCAAGAAAACCAUUUCGUCACCAUUGGGGUCCCCUGCUAAGGUUAACAAACCACCGGUCUUGUCGAUCGUGCAAGUGGACAUUGUCGAGGGGCGCAAGUUGAUCAUUUCCGACAUCCGAACGUCCGACCCGUAUGUAGUCGUUUUGCUCGUCAACAUGCAAGAUGAAGAAAAGGCCUGCGGGAAGACCGACAUCGUGCCCAGCACACUGAACCCCAAGUGGAAAAAUCAGCAGUUUACCCUUGGCCGAACCGACGAAACGCAUCUUCACGAUAAGAAAGCGCUGCUGCUGCGCCUUUUUGACCACGACACGUACAGCGCCAACGACCCCAUGGGGUACCUCAAGCUCGAAUUCGGCAAGGACGAGCGCGGAUAUAUUCGAAAAGUCAAGUUGCACCACUCGGGGCCCGGAGGCUCGGCGACGUCGACGGUGCUGGACGUGUCCAAGAAUGGCGAAGUCGAAGUGUUUGAGCGGCUUUUGAGAGACACCAAGGCGGGCCAGUCGACGUGGGCAAAAGCCAAAGGCAACUCGGACGAAGACGGAGUGCUCGGUCGACUUCGCUUCAAGCUCAAGUUGACCCACCAAGAUUAUGUGGAUGACAAAAAGGUGGCAGUAGUAGGAGGAGCAGCUGCGAAUCACACAACCGCCUCUCCGUCCACCCAAGUGGUUAUCAACACGUCCAACCACUUGACUCGUUUUGCAGCCGAAAUUAUGCUCGCCAGCGUCGACAACGACGAUCUCCUGGACACGAUGACAUGGGCGUUGGUGCCCCGUACAGUGGAAGGGCAUGUGAUCAUGUACGAUGCGAAAGCCGAGCAAAUGAGCCACGACAGCAAGAAGGCGCUGCGAGAACAUGUCCACCAGCAGGCCAUUUGUGGCUUAACCUACGACGUCACAAGGGUGGCUGCGUACGACGUGGUACUUCACCACAUUGAAAAAGGGCGCACGUUUGUCGGCUCGUGGCCGUUGCAUCCGGCGAUGGACAGCACACCCGUGGCGGUAGCGUGCAAGUGCACUGAGAAAGGAGACGCCAGUGUGAUCCAAGUGUCGCUGGUCGUAUCGUUUGUCGGGCUCAACCGCGCCGACUACAUCAAACGCGUCUUGACCGAGACGUACCAGCACGCCAGUUUGGAGUUUGACGCACGGAGUGUGGCGGCGCUCGGCGAAACUGCCGAGCAGUUUCUGUGGGAUGUGUGCCACGUCCCAGUGUCGCCCGGUCAAAACCUCAGUGAAGUCUUGUUGGCGCAGCUGCAUAAAAUGCACGCGAGUACGACUUUGCACUGGAAACACACGCCUAAGUUGCUCUUGUUUGUGCUCCAUCACGCGUUGGCCGCCAACACCAAGGACCGGCUCCAGUUCCGCCACACGGUUCCCCUGGACGAUAUUUUGAAACGAUGGUCCAAACUCCUGAGCUUUGUCGCAGAAGCCAAGUCGCAGCUCACGGGGCGCCUGCACGGGGAACUCACCCCCCGGCUCAUUGGCACCCUGGCAUCGCUCUGCGACUGGACAGACCUACCCGACGUAGAGACUGCCACCCGAUCGCUGCCGCAAUUGCAUGUCGGUGACAUCGUCCAGGCCAAUGUCCCCACUCGCGCCACCCUCCAAGUGGGUCGCCUGGUGGAUGUGCGGCUAGGAACUUCCAAGUACCCGGACGGAGCAACCCAAUUAUACCCUGGCCGCGUCGUCAAGACAUACCCCGACGAGUUUGUGGAUGUGCUCGUCGCGGCCAACCUGCACUGGUCCGUGUCGUUGGCGAUUCCAGACCACGUCCUUCCGCAACUCCACCCUGGAGAUGUCGUGUAUGUUGGAGAUGUGACACUGUUUCACGAACUGCGCCAAGCAACCAUUGUCGACUACAACGCAAGUCACGACGCGCCAGAGACGCCAUACUUGGUGGCCUUCACGGACGAAGUGCCGCCCGUGUCGAAUCGACCUGUUGAAGUAUGGUGCCGUCGCGACCAUCUGGUUCAAAUUCUACCGCGCGUGGCUGUAGCUGAUGUGCUGCCCCAACUCCAACUCCACGAGUUUGUUCAUGUGUCGUCCGAUCAUGGGAAAGCUACCAAAUCGGCCAAAAUCACGGAAAGUCAUGGCAACGGCACGUAUUCGGUGCAGUUUAUCGAAGGUUCGUUGGCGGUGGAAGCAAACGUUGGUCGCGAUAGGCUGAGUCCGGCUUCUACCUCCACGCUGGUGCGCGGUGUGGUCACCCACGUCCACCCAAACGGCGAUGUGUACGACGUUCUGCAGGACCAGAGCUGGACGAUGGCAGCGGCCCUUCCCCGCGACUCUCUGCGCCUGGGCCACGAAGGGUGGAACACUGAUCGGUACCAUCUGAGCUCAGUGUAUCUCGUCGAUGUUGCUUGUGGUCUGCCUGGGUCGGACGUGGCGGCCCAACUAGUGCGAUUGUGGCAAGAUGUGAAUGUGAUUCAAACCAUGUUGGAGCUGCCAGGGGCGGUGGGCUCUGUGAGCUCUCGUGACAGUCUCCGGGGGAACCUCGUGCAACUGGUUGAACGCGACAACGCGGCCCCAAUCAUGCAAGGGCAAUACCACGGAUACACGCUUGGAUCGAAGCUGGAAGACGUCGACAAGCGCAAAGUGAUGCACUUGAAAAACCAGCCGCAGGAUCAAAUUCCAUGGGCCAACAUCGUCGCGGUCACGGUCGCGCCCGAGCCGUACGUGUCCAUCCCGGGGUCGCUCAACCUUUCCGGAGCCAACUCUCGAGCCUUCCGAGCGCUGCUGGAUCAGUGCAAGACCCAAGAGGUCGGGGCGGCCUUGACGCGGCAGCUGGUUGACGCUAUCCAGCAUGUCUGGUUGCCAUGGACACGGGAGAUGCCGUCCGUCCGGGUAGCCGCCAUCACAUCCACGAUCAACGGCAAAGCUGUCAAGGACGUGAGUUUGACUUUGUUGGGGUCGAUCGAUGCGGCGUAUGUGAGCACCGGCAAGCGCAUCAAGGGCGUGGCCCCGCACCUUCUCACCAUCCACGUGCGCUUUGAAAUUCUGUUGCCGUUCGUCGGGCAAAAUAACUGCGCGGCAGACGCGGCGAUGGCGGCGCUGGAUCAUGCAAACGCGAUCGUGUCGACACUCGCCGAAGUAUCAUCCCUCGUGUAUGUACCGACCAAACUCGAGUCGUGGAGCUUGAUGUGUACCGACGCCCUCGAUGUGCCGAGCGACGCAGUUUUGUAUGCUGAUAUUUCCAGCUUGGACUUGCGCGGCAACCCCAAGCCAGCCCUUGCCCUGAAAGCCCUAGACGACGUCCGGUUGAAUAUCGUGACCACUGACGGCACGACCUUUGAAGUCACGUUGGCCGAGUCGACGCUUCGUCAAGAAUGCCAAUUGCGCCAUGACUUGCUUCCGUUGUGUCCGGCGGUGGUGGUGAGCCCCGUGGUGACUUCCACCGGUCGCUGCGACGUUCAGUUUGUCGACGAUCCGGAUGCGGUGCCCCAUUCCAUUGCGUUGGCUGAUGUUCGACUAGACAACUUGACCGUCGAAGUGCUCAGCGCUCGGGACUUGUACACGACCAUGUUGCGCGACGGCAAACGCCAGGACGAAGACAUUAGCGUCCGGGUGUACUUGAUGACCGACGAAGUGCCCCCGAAUGGCGGCGGGCGCAAUCGACUCGGCUACACUGUCGCAUCUGAUGGCACGGUCGUACGAGACUUGAAAGACAUUGAGUACCCGCGCACGACGACCACUGAAAUCCUCAAGAGCAAACUGCCCGAUUGGGAGAAGAGCCAAAAACUCAAGAAAUUCUACUUUGGCCAUCCCACGGUGGACUUGACCCACAUGACAAUGCUGGCGCUAGAAGUGGUGAGCCUUACAACCGGCAAAACCAUUGGCAUCCACACUACGCCGUUGGCGAAGAUCCAAGCCCGAGAGGCCACUCGGACAGAAGUGCUGUUCGUGAAGGGUGAUCCCCUCAACAAGGAACCUCAAGGCAACCUCACAUUCCGCGUGUGUCGUGACACUUAUGUCCAAGAAGGGUCGAACGUUCUUGCUCGACUUGGCUCAGCUCGCGACAAGUGGAUUCUCAGCCCCAUGGAGCUCCUCACUCAGUCCAUGAAGUUCAAAACCAAGCAUGCCGAACGGGGCUUGACGGACAAACUGGCAAAUGUCAUCGUCGUGAACAACGCGAUUGAGCAAGAAAAGGAAGUCCAGAAGCUGUUGCGGUUGGUCCGUCUUUUGACCGUCCAGGCCAGCUUAACGCCCGCGGGAAGAAGCCGCGGAGUUCGAUCGUUGACGGCGGCAUCCGCAUUUCCACCCCCGCCACCGACGUCGUUGAAUCAAGUGCAAGCCAAGCACAUUUUAGCCGCGGGCAUUGCCACGGCCGAAACCGUCUUGGAAUUGGUGCAAUCAUCUCGGGGCCUGUCAUCCACUCGAUCGCUCGUUCGACGCAAAUGGUCGGCCGAUUACGUCGACGAGGACUUGGCUGAUACCUACGAAGUGGACGUCGAGCAGCGGUCGCCCUUCGAUGUGGCCACCGACCGCCUCCGCAGCACACUGCUCAAGCUGCAUGGGGUGUGCAGUCGGAAACUGCUGCCAAAGUUGGACGAGAUGGCGGCGAUGGCGUUGGCAUCGUACGUGCAUUUGGACAAGGCGCAGUCACUGCUGGCGUUCUUCGAAGACGAAGUCGAAGACUUGGAUCAUGAGGACUUUGAAACGUUUGACCGACUCCAAAAACGAACGCGGGUGAUUCAGCUCACCCAACUAGUCAGCGACCUCAUGCGCUCAUUCGUCAAGAUCUCCAUUUUGGUGGACCAGGACUCCAAGGGGCAUGCGGGGGUGCGGGGGGACGAGCUCGUGGGUGUCGCCAUCAUCCCGCUAAUCGACUUGAUUGAUCGGAAGGAACACAACCAGCAAUACGCGCUUCAUUUGGAUCGAAUGUACCGCGACCAGAAAACCCCAGCUAAUUCCGGCUACGACCGGAUUCUCCGACGGGGUACCGUGCACGUCAAGACAAAGUUGACGUUUUCAGAGGUAUCUUUGCUGGAAACAGCGAUCGUAUUGCUUAAAGAGUACAAAGCCCAGUACAUUUACCAGUUUGAAGUAUCCCGUCGCCGGGUGAAUUCGGCCGUGGUGCCCGCCCAACGUCGUCGGUGGCAGACGCUCCUUGGGUAUUUGGAGGCGCUGCGACUCCAAUCCACGGGCAAAUUGCACUGGGAGACGACACCGACGCUCCUGGAGCACGUGUGGGACAUCUUUCUCAGCCACAAGCGCCAACUGCCAACGUUUUUGGCCAACUUUUCGUCCCAAGUACACAUGUAUCGUGAAGUCGUGGUCAAGGUGCACACGCGGUGGGUGAACUUGCAGCCCAAGUUGAACGAGUUGCUGGAGAUUCAGUCGCAGCCGCAGAUUCACGCGACGCGCACGCCGCACCUCAUUGCCGAAAUCGAGUCGGAAAUCGAGGGCCUAGACGUCCUUCGCAACACGGCCUGGCUACAAGUCCAAGGCAAGUGGCUGGCGCUGGAAGGCGCGCUGGAAGAGCUCGUUCAAAUGAAAGAACGCAACAAGUUGCACAUGGGGCGUGCACCGUUGUUGCUGAAUUUCGUCGCUCAAAAGUGCUCGAAAGGGCUCAACGACCGGCAUGCCGACGCCGUGUCCACGGUGCAAUUCCGAUGGGUGGCGCUGACCAAGCACGACGGACCGAUCAACGAGCUGCGUCUUAUGGACACCCAUGGCCUGCACUGGCGCCGCACGAAUGACCUGCUCAUGCUCCUCAACGAGCAGUGCGAAGGAUUUAGCGACGUGGAUGAAAUCGCGCUCAAGGCCGUGACCGCUAGAUGGGCGCAGGUUGAGACGUGGUUGAGUGACUUUUUGGAGAUGCAGUUGGCGCACAAAAUUCACUGCCAAGAGGCCCCGCUCGCCCUUCGCAAGUUCAAUUUGAUCAAAGAUCACGCGAAAUUGCCUUCAACAUCGACCAAGGCCCACGACGAAGAGAGUGUCGAGGGCUUGAUGGAAUGGUAUGCCCAGGAAGAAUCCCGCCGAGAGCUGAUCCGCCUGCCAUACCACCGCAUCACCACUGACGCCGAACGAGACAACUGGCUCGCGUAUUCCGAGAACGGACGCGACUCACGACUGCUGAUCACCAAACAAGAGAUGCUGUUCACAUGCGACAACGUCCGCGCAGCACUCAUGGACCGCGGGGUCUUGCCAAAGUCCAUGCCAGUGUCUCAGAUCGACCAUAUCCACAAAUCCACGGGACUGUGGCCACGUGCAGUGUUGGAUGAGAUUGACAACCUGGAGCUCUUGGUCGAGCAAAACUUGCCCCUGCCAAACCCAGAACGUGUGGUGGAGCUGUACAAUGUGCUCGAAGAUGUGGGUAAAGGUGAUUUGUUGUGGAAGGUGAAACACUGCGUCAACCAAAACCAUGAGCUAGCCGUGCCAGAAACAUUCACGGAGCUCUUGUACGAGCUGAAAAAGCGGUACCUGUCCACGACCGAAGCCGAGGACUUGGUCAAGGGGCUGUUGAACACGAUGCAAAAGGAGCAACUCACGCGAUUGGGCAUCAACGUACCGGCCAACGCCAGCUACGCCAAAGUGUGUUCCAUCAUGGUCGCCAACCAGGUCAAGGAAGUUCCCCUGCCGUCCAAGACGUCCGACAUCCAGGACCUGCUGGUAGGGCACAACUUGGACAAGAAGGGCGACCCCGUGUUUUGCAGAGGGGUGCGGAUCAACACGCAUGCCCUAGGAAUGAACAAGGAACAUGGACAUUUGGGCAUUGUAGACAGGCACGUGGAGGCGUUGCGCAAGCAAUUGCUCGUAGAGGCGAUGCGGAAGCGCAAUUCGUUGGUCAAGACGUUCCCCGUGGCGUCGCCCGCGCUGAUGAAGGAGCUAGCGGAUGUCGUCGAGCUCGACAUGAGCGGCGACUACAUGGUGCUCGUCCACCGGUUCCACGACUGGCUCGUGCACGAAGCGUACACUGCGCGACUAGCUGGGUACGCCGCCCUGGACCGAUGUGCGCGGGCCCUAGUGCAAGCCAAACGAGACCAAGUGCUCACGAAAGAAGACAUGGCGGUGGGGCUAUUGACGCUCCAGUGUCGGCUGCCCCCCGAAGCGUUUACGCGGGACGAACUGUUGGAGGCCGCACGUAAGAACCCCGGCAAGAUCAAACCUCCGUCGGAAUCCCUUGCCAAAGCGUGUCCGACGGCUGAGAACGCCAAGGCCAUGGCGUACUACGCCGCCCUUCGCACCACGGCGCAUGCAUUCCAAAAACACUCGUCGUUUGCAUCUCGCUUCGACGCGGCGACUCAAAAGGCCGUGGACGCGAUGGACAUCCACCUGACGUUUGAAACGAUCCAGCAGACGUCGCUGCCGGACGACAAGUCCAAGCUCACGCUCGGGUAUAUGAUGGCCGACUGGCUGCUGGGCUGCGACGACACCCCCAUCAAGCUCAAGACUUUGGACGGGCAGUACUACAUGCAGCGGCUCCAGUGGGCGUCGGCCGCGUUUGCCAUUCGCCAUCGCUGGUGGCAGUUUGGGGUCGGGUGGUGCGACACCUCCCCCGCUGCCCAGAUUGGGGUAGGGGUCAAGGUAUUGCUGGACGACUUGCUGCUCAUGUCUGGCGAGAACAAGAUGCACAUGCUCAAGGCGGAGCACUUGCUCAAGGAGAUCAACACCAAGUGCUACCAGCUCCGUCCACGAGAGAACGAAGCGCUACAGAACAUUCUGUGGCGGUACAAUGAAAAUAUGGGGUUGCUCGAAGAGUUGGUGCAGCACGCCGAGCGGUGCAUCAACAAUCGCAAAUUGCACUCGGAACGCACCCCUGAGUUGCUGCACUUGAUCCAGCAACACUGUGUCGUGCCCAAGGGGUUGAGUACACGACAUAGCGAAGCGUACAGCGUGGUGACCAAACACUGGCUGCCGCACAGCCGCCAGUUGGAUGAACUCGUGCAAAUGCACAAAGAUGGCACGUUCAGCAUCAGUCGAACCCCCGAGCUGCUGGAGGCCAUGGCAACGCACACGGAAGGGCUGGCAGGAACGACUGAGACCGUCAAGCCUGUGGACGAUUCGACCAACCAACCGCUGGACGAAUGGAGCGAGAAACAGAUGGCAGAGUGGCGCAAAGGGCAGCGCAAGAGCCUCAUGAAUGAUAUUGAGCCUGGUGUGCAUUUGAAUGUGCCCGACGUGGCGCAGCUCUUGUCGCCAGACGAAGAAAAUUGGAAAUCGCUGGCGGUCGAGCCCAAAGCUAAGCCACCGAUUUCGCCCUUUAAGCGGAACGUGACAUGGUCGUUUGCUGAGGCGGCCAACCAGGGCAAAGACCAGGUCCGUGAUGCCACCAAGGUGCUCAACCCCAACAAUCCGCUGGACACGACCAUCUUACAGCUCGCCGCCAAGCAUUCCACCUCUCGGAAGCGCACCGUGAGCGAAGAAUUAUGCACGAUGCUCAAGGAGCCGACCAAAUGGCUCAUGUGCGGCGCGCCGCCGCCGGCCACUGCCCAGGCGCGCAUUCCAGCCAAGAAGUUCUUCCCGAUCCAAGUGGUGCAAGACGAAGAGUAGUAGUGUGGUCGCGUCGAUGUGGGGAAUAUAUAUAUAUAUAUGAUUGCUUGUCUGUUAUGAAUACGUCAAUUGUGCGUGAAGGAAUUUGGUGUGUUAACGUUAACUGGAAAUUUACCUCACGGGAAGUCCAUCACGGCAAGGCGCCGGCUUCGCGCAGCAUCGGCACGAGUUUGCCGGAUCGGUGCAACGCUUUGGUGUCGCUUCCUCCGCCGAUGGACGUGCCACUGACAAACACAUUCGGCACGGUGCGCUGGCCCGUGAGCUGAAAGCACGCGUUCUGCACGUCGUCGCCCGUGGGUUCGUCCCCCAUCCGGUUCAAUUCCACCACGUGGAACGUCGCGCCGGUGGACUUGAGCACUUCCUUGGCCAUCACACAGUACGGACAUGUCGUCUUGGAGAACACGACCACGGCAUGCUGAGCGAUUGCAUUCUUGACAAACUGGAGUCCGGUGGCCAUGAUGAGCAAUUGAUGGUGGCAAUACUCAAAUCUCACUUGGAGUUGAAUUCUAU